ACCUGGAAUUGGAGGAAUUCGGAGAGCAAUCUGUAAACCUCUCCUUCCGAGAACACUGCACGUUUCAGUCCUCGUUCUGUGUACGCCCCAUUUCUAGUUGGGUUAAUUAUCGUUCGUCCAUCCGCUUACUCUGCCCUUUCGGUUACCUUCCUCUUCUUCUCCUUCUCUUCCUACUCGCUACCUUCGCCGUUACGUUUCACUCCUCUUGUGCGCGAGCGAACCUCCUCAUGUGUGUGCGUUUCUGCGAUUGUUUACUAGCCAUCACAUAGUCCAGUGAAGCGGUGUUCUGGUGGAGUUUUUGGUCGUGCGGGCGGGGCUCGUAAUUAUUGGUGGAGCGGGGAAGUGUCUUGCAAGCGCCGCGGUCGCUGGCGCAGUUUUGAAUUAGGGGAUCCCACGUCCGUCAAAACGACGAAUUCAUUGGCAUACGCAUGUUAUAAUGGAGACCAAAGGUGGUAAGAAGUCGAAGAGUUCAAUACAAUACGAGAGUCCGCUUGGAUACGUGAUUGAGGACGUAAGGCCGCACGGAGGAAGCGAGAAGUUCCGCACCGCAGCAUACUCGAACUGUGUCCGCAAGCCAUCCUUAGCCGGCUCUGUGGCCAGUCCAGGGUUUGAAGGAUUCGAGAAAAGACUCGACAUUGAGUUUCAUGCCCCUCCUGUCUUCAGGGAUCCGGAGGGUAAGGGACUCCGGGCCAUUCCCCGUGCUGAACUUGAUAGCAUGCUCCGUGCCGCAGAGUGCACCAUUGUUGCCCAAAUGAGCAACACUGAACUCGAUUCUUAUGUACUCUCCGAGUCAAGUCUUUUCAUCUACCCUCAUCGCAUGAUUAUUAAAACUUGCGGAACCACGCGUCUCCUCUGCGUUAUUCCUCAACUUCUAGAGAUAUCUUCGAAAUUGGCGCUGAAGAUAAGUCGAGUGAAGUACACCCGAGGAACAUUCCUGUUUCCUGCUGUCCAGCCAUAUCCUCAUGGAAGUUUCACCGAGGAGGUGCGGUUUUUGGAGGAAUACUUUGGAAAUCUGGGUGAUGGAGGAAAGGCUUUCGUGAUGGGUGGAAAGGGUAAAAGCUCGAACUGGCAUAUCUACACUGCCGCAGAUCAUGGGGCUGACGUUGAACCCGUCUACUCGCUUGAAAUGUGCAUGACGCAGCUCGACAGGCAGGCAGCCAGAAAUUUUGUUAAAGCUUCUGGUCUGGAGAGUGGGCUAGACAUGACGAAGGCAGCGAAGAUUGAUAAGAUGUUGCCUGACUCUCGCAUUUGCGACUUCGCCUUCGAUCCCUGUGGCUACUCCAUGAAUGGCAUAGAAGGAGGCGCUCAUUCCACUAUCCAUGUUACCCCUGAAGACGGCCUAAGCUACGCCAGCUUCGAGGCCAUGGGAUACACUCCUUGGCAGGUGGAUUUGCCAUCACUGGUGGAUAGAGUUGUCGCGUCAUUCAAACCGGCCGUCUUUGCCAUGUCAGUACAUGUAAGCAAUGCGAACAAGGCCUUGCACGCCUCUGGGUCAUGGGGUGAAUCAAUCUGCCCUAGUGGCUACAUGUGUGAUGGAAGUAGCCGUCAAGAGUUACCGUGCGGAAGCAUCGUUGUGUUCCACACAUUCAAAGAAAUUACUUUCAAGGAUGUGAAGGGUGCCUCUGUUGCAGCUGCUGCCCUGCCUUUGAUCCGGAGUGCCGCAGGGGCUAGCAAGGGUUGCAAGAAAGUGACUAUCAAGAAAAUGAAAGGAAAAACGGUUUGAUACGUGAUAUGUAGUACACCGAAAGUGGGAACGCGAAUGUGGAGGAUGUACAGGGAUCAGGAACUGUAAGUGAGCAGAUGAGUGCAUUUGUAGCGUGUAGUCGGGAUAUAGGGUAUACCCCAUCCAUUUCGGUGCUGAGAGUUCCGCAUUAUUUUGGAAGUUACUGUAGAUUGGCCGAUUAGACCUCUUACAAAUGAGCUUCGUACUUUUGUAAGUGUGUCUGAAAUGCACCUGAUCAUAUUUUCCUCUAAGUACUUCCCGAAUUACCCAUUGUGCGUGAAAUGUUGAUGGCGACAAAUAAACGAAUAGUAACACGUUUUAUACUUCAUUAAACAAAAUGUGUUCACAUGCCAAUUUCGUGA
Physcomitrium patens is the source of this 2085-nucleotide messenger RNA. RefSeq names its product S-adenosylmethionine decarboxylase proenzyme. Lineage: Eukaryota; Viridiplantae; Streptophyta; Bryopsida; Funariales; Funariaceae. The record is from RefSeq and is a predicted model, not a curated record. Gene Ontology annotation, biological process: spermidine biosynthetic process; spermine biosynthetic process. Gene Ontology annotation, cellular component: cytosol. Gene Ontology annotation, molecular function: adenosylmethionine decarboxylase activity.